Camellia sinensis is the source of this 1161-nucleotide messenger RNA. Lineage: Eukaryota; Viridiplantae; Streptophyta; Magnoliopsida; Ericales; Theaceae. The record is from RefSeq and is a predicted model, not a curated record.
AUGGAGAUCAUUGUAAUGACUGCAAACAUCUUAGACAUCGAUUGCGGACAGAUCUUAGAAGUUGAUCGUCAUCUUAAGCAUCAAUCUGGUCACUGGCGAAGAUCGAGAGGAUGGUACAACAACAUAUCUAAUGAUUCCAGGACUGCUGUAUGGGUUGCCAACAGAGAAGUACCCAUUGUGGAUUCCUCUGGUGUUCUAAAGCUUACCCAAGAAGGCGUUCUUGUCCUCAACCACGCAGAUAGCAUCAAAAUCUGGUCUUCCAAUUCAUCAAAAUCCUCGAACAACCCAGUUGCAGAACUCUUGGAUUCAGGAAAUUUUGUUUUGAGAAAUUCAGAUGAUCAUAACCCAGAGAAUUAUUUAUGGCAGAGUUUUGACGAUCCAACAGACACGUUUUUACCAGGUAUGAAGCUUGGAAUCAACAACGUUACUGGACUAGACAGGUACCUGUGGUCGUGGAAGAGCAGUGACGAUCCAGCUCGAGGAGUUUUUACGUACAGGAUUGAUCCUCAUGGGUUUCCACAGCAUUUUCUGAAGAAGAACUCUGUUCAGCAGUUUCGUUCUGGACCAUGGAAUGGUCUCUGGUUCAGUGGCAUGCCUAGGAUAUCUUCAAACUCCAUUUACAAUUUCACUUUUGUGUUGAAUGAGAAGGAGAUUUAUUUCACUUAUGACCUUCUCGACAGCUUGGUUGUCUCGAGGAUGGUGUUGAAUCAAACUGGUGAUCUGCAGUUCAUGAGGUGGAAUUGGAGAGAUGGGUCAACCAAGAGUUGGGCCCUAGAACUAACCACUGAAAAGACCAAUUGUGAUGCUUUUUCAUUUUGUGGUGCUUAUGGUCUCUGUACUGUGGGUAACUCACCAGAAUGCCAGUGUUUGGAUAGAUUUGUACCAAAAUCCCCAAAUGAUAGAGGCACAGAAGCAGAUGGUUGUGUUCGGAGAACACCCUUGAAUUGCAGUGCUAAUGGAGAUGGGUUUUUGAAGUACUCAGGGGUUAAAUUGCCGGACACACGAAAUUCAUGGUUUAAUUUGAGCAUGACUCUUACGGAAUGUGCGACGAUGUGCUUGAAAGACUGCUCUUGUAUGGCUUAUGUGAAUUCGGAUAUAAGUAGACGAAGUGGAUGCUUGCUUUGGUUUGAUGAACUUUUUGAUAUUAGAGAGUUCUUUUAA